Anguilla anguilla (European eel) is the source of this 1401-nucleotide messenger RNA. Its product is annotated as spondin-2-like. Gene Ontology annotation, biological process: cell adhesion. The transcript is spliced from 6 exons. Gene Ontology annotation, cellular component: extracellular matrix. NCBI's taxonomy places the organism in Eukaryota, Metazoa, Chordata, Actinopteri, Anguilliformes, Anguillidae. The record is from RefSeq and is a predicted model, not a curated record. The coding region runs from base 282 to 1268 and encodes 328 amino acids.
UGUGUGUGUGAGAGGGAGAGAGAGUGAGAGACAGGGGGAGCAGACUCUUGCUUUUCCAUAUGUGGUGAAGUAGAGGAGAGACAAGAAGACAGGGAGAAAGGGAGUGGGAGAGUGCAGGAGAGAGGUGUGGAGUAAUAAGAGAAGAGAGGGGGAGAGAGAGGGAGAGGGUCCGCUAAGCCUAGAGACAGAGCUGGAGACAGAAGGUCAGAAAUCACCGCUGACAAGUUGUGCUUCCCAGUUGUGCUUCCCAGUUGUGCUUCCCUCUGUCCUCUUCAGUCCAGAUGACAUCAUCAGGGCUCCUGUCUCAUGGCUGGCAGCGGCGGUUGCUGCUGGCUUUGCUGAAGCUCAUGGUGUUCUGCUCGGGCCCGGCGCAGGCAGCCAAUGGGAGAGCAUGCUCAGCGCGAGGGCCCGCCUCUUACAUACUGGUGUUCACGGGGCACUGGAGCCCCCGAGCUUUCCCCAAACAGUACCCGAUUCACCGCCCUCCUGCGCAGUGGUCCAAGCUGAUAGCUAUGACCCACAAUGCGCAGUACCGUCUGUGGAGGGAGGGGGAGCUGGCGAGCCCCGGCGUCCGCAGCUUCACGAAACGUGGCGUGACUGCGGACCUGGGGAGGGAGGGCCGCGAAGCACGGAAGAGGCGGGCCGUCGGUGGCAUGUACCGCACCGCCGGCGUGCCCACGGGCACCGGGCACAGCUCCACUGAGCUGCUGAUGCAGCCCAGACACCCCCAGCUCUCCAUGAUGGUGAAGGUAGUUCCCAGCCCUGACUGGUUUGUGGGAGUGGACAGUGUCAACCUGUGUGAGGGGGACCGGUGGCGACAGGAAGUCACCUUUGAUCUCCACCCAUUUGACGCAGGAACAGAUAGCGGCUUCACCUUCUCCUCGCCCAAUUACCCCACCAGCCCACCUGAGAGUAUUACACAGAUCACCUCUCAGGAGCCCAGUCACCCGGCCAACUCUUUCUACUAUCCUCGGCUGUCAGAGCUCCCCCCGCUGGCCACUGUGAGGAUAACGCGCCAGCGUCGGAUCCCUGCCCGCCAAACCUCUCUGUCCAAUCACAUUCUGCCCCAGUACUUCUCGGAAACGCCGCUGGACUGUGAGGUCUCUCUCUGGUCGUCCUGGGGUCUGUGCACGGGGUCCUGUGCCAGUGGCAGUGUCAGACACCGGACUCGUUACAUCCUGCUGCGCCCGGCCAACAGCGGCUCCCCCUGUCCCGAGCUGGAGGAGAGGGCGGAGUGCAGUCUACGCCUGUGCCUAUCCCAGCAAUGAGGCGCUCCAUCCCACCCCCAAAAACAGUCCUGACUACAGCUGGAAUCCACUGUGCUGAGGCAGUACACACACGCAAACGCAUGCACGCAUGUGUGCACACAUACACAUGCGCAAGCACGAACACGCACACAUA